Molecule: messenger RNA, 438 nt
Organism: Lachnellula hyalina
Lineage: Eukaryota; Fungi; Ascomycota; Leotiomycetes; Helotiales; Lachnaceae
Exons: 3
Coding region: 1-438 (145 amino acids)
Source: RefSeq, a predicted model, not a curated record
AUGUCUACACCAUCCCACACUCCCAAAUCCACCCACAAACCCCACACCCCCCACGCCGCGUCUUUCUCCUCAUCAACCCCUUUCACAGGAGCAAUGCGCGACCGUCAAGCCCGCAACAAAGACUACCCGACGUCCGAGGACUCCGAUUCAUCGUGGGACGGGCCGAGUGGACGAUUCGAUGCAUAUGGCAAUGAUUCAUAUUCCAAUAUCCAACUGCGGCGCGACGCGGCUAUUAAACUGGAUAAUCCGGAAAUUGUCAUGAUGCUGGCUAUGGCUAGGAACGAUAGCGUCCCAGCUACGAGAAACUAUCUAAUGAACAUCAUGUGUGGCUUUACUACGCAAGAGGACCUAGAGGCCGAGGAAGCGCUGAGGGACGAGAAGGGCAAGGCAGCGGGAUCUGGGUCUGGGUCCGCAUCGCGGAGGCUUUUUUCUGGGUAA